Messenger RNA from Micropterus dolomieu (smallmouth bass), 1675 nucleotides. Its product is annotated as formimidoyltransferase-cyclodeaminase-like. The coding region runs from base 86 to 1042 and encodes 318 amino acids. Gene Ontology annotation, molecular function: folic acid binding; transferase activity. NCBI's taxonomy places the organism in Eukaryota, Metazoa, Chordata, Actinopteri, Centrarchiformes, Centrarchidae. The record is from RefSeq and is a predicted model, not a curated record. The transcript is spliced from 9 exons.
UAUCCAUCAUCAGCUGGACUCAGCAUGACCUUUAGUGACCUCCUUGUGUGUGGAGCAGCCUGGGGUGCUGCAGAAGGUGCAGGGGAUGGGCUGGUACCUGGACGAGGCCAACAUCGCUCAGGUGUCCACCAACAUCCUGGACUACGAGCUGACCCCCCUCCACACCGUGUACGAGGAGAUCUGCAGGGACGCUGAGGACCUAAAGCUGCCUGUAGUCGGCUCUCAGAUCGUGGGUCUGAUCCCUCUGAAGGCUCUUCUGGACGCUGCUGACUUCUACAUCCGCAGAGACCAGCUCUUCAUCAUCGAAGAGGAGCACAAAGUCCGGCUGGUGAUCAGUAAACUCGGCCUCGACUCUCUCGGCCCGUUCAACCCGAAGGAGAGAAUCAUAGAGUACAUGGUGAGGUCACGGGAGGACAGCCGGCUGGUGUCUCUGUCUCUGCAGCAGUUUGUUCAGAGUGUCGGCGCUCGGACGGCGGCUCCCGGUGGAGGAUCAGUUUCCGCUGCUAUCGCUGCUCUGGGGGCAGCGUUGGGCGCCAUGGUGGGUCAGAUGACUUACGGGAAGAGGCAGUUUGAGAACCUGGACGGGGUGAUGAGGAGACUGAUUCCUCCGUUUCACCAGGCCAUGAACGAUUUGCUGCUUAUGGUGGACGCUGACUCGUCCGCCUUCAACAGCUACAUGGCGGCGCUGAAAAUGCCAAAGAACACUGCAGAGGAAAUGAAGAGGCGACAGGCUGCGAUGCAGGAGGGUCUGCAGCAAGCGGCGGGCGUCCCGCUGGCUCUGGCUGAGAGGAUCAGCGUCCUCUGGCCGUCUCUUAAAGAAAUGGUCGUCCACGGGAACAUGGCCUGCAAGUCUGACGCUCAGGUGGCAGCUAAAGCUUUGGAGACGGCUGUUUUCGGCGCGUAUUACAACAUCACCAUCAACCUCAAAGACGUCGCAGACGACACCUUCAAGACAGCCACUCAGGCGAGAGCGUCGGCGUUGCUGCAGGAAGCGAAGGAGAGCGCUGCCGCCAUCCUCCAAGCUGCUGAGGAGAGAAAGUGAAAACGCACGAAGAAGAGAAGCUGAUGGUCCACAAACAUCUGAAUACAUCUGAUACUUACACAACGUUUCACCUCCCAACCUGCCGCUCUGUGACGUGUCUUGCAGCAGUGCACUCUGGGACUUGACUUUAGUCUUGUCUUAAUAUUUCUUCUGUCAGUGAAACUUCUGGCUGCAGCUUGUGUCUUUAUUUCCCUCCUGAUCCAACCAGGAGGGUUUCAUGUCCGAGUCUUCCUGCCUCUUUAGUUUUCUACUUCAUUUCAGCUCCAGGAAACAUUUGCUUUAAUGAUCAGCUACAAGUCAUUUGAAAAAAGAAGUAAAAGAUGAGAACUUCUCAUCAACAAACAGUGAAUUCAGUGACGUGAUUACGUUAUUGGUAGAUCGUUAUUGUUAUGGUAGUGACAAAUUAAGGCCAAGCAGAUGGACAACUAAUAACUAAUCAAUAAAACAACACAACCAGUCAAAUCAACAGAAAUGAAACCAUGAGUCCAUCAUGGGGUGUUUUCUAAACAUGUUCUGAUGUAAAAGGUGAUGCUUUCUGAUGUUGAAGAUUUCAGUAUUAAUCCAGACAUUAAAGUGCUGCCAAACUGUGAAACACUUAAUAAUAAAUAAAUAAAUGAAGCACUUCUAUUGUGA